GAGGUAGACGAACACACGAUACGGAGAGACAAGAGGAGAAGAGGAAAGUGAGACAGAGAGGAGGGAGGACAGGAAACAUAGAGAAGAGAGGAGUGCCGGAUGAUGGGAAAAGUGUGAGUAGAGGAUAGAUAGAGGGAAAGAUAGACCGAGGCGGACGGCAUCAUGUUAGGAUUAAGGUGUGUCCUUCUGUGUCUAGAGUUUUCAUUCACAUAACAGGCAGGAGGAGCAGCACUUUCCCUCUCCGACUCUCAUCUCACACACACACACACACGUGCAUUUACAACACACACAUUUUUGCUGCGGAGAGGGACCAACUCCCCUCCUCUGUGACUCCAGGGGGAAGAGGGGGAAGCGACAGAUUUUACAGCUCACACACACACACACACACACUCCUCUGGUUUCUCUCAUCACACACACCCAGCAAAGCACAUGUGUUUCAGAGUGGAGCAACGACAGAAGGAUGCAUCAUGAAGUCUCAGCAGAAAUGCAUUGUGAUCUUUGCCUUGGUGUGCUGCUUCGCCGUGCUGGUGGCGUUGAUUUUCUCGGCAGUGGACAUUUGGGGCGAGGACGAAGACGGGAUCACUGAGGAGAACUGUAGCAGGAACUGCAGAGUGGUGCUGGUGGAGAACAUCCCAGAUGACAUCUCCUUCUUAGACAAUAGUACAUCACAUCUCCCUCUGUCAGUGGGGCUGUACGACUUACUGGACCGAGCUAUCCGAGCCGUGGAGAUAGUUUCCCCACUGUGGAUCCUCAAUUCUUCUGAUUACGAGUCCAGCUUCCAGCCUGCUGCCAGACAGGGAAGGGCUCUGCUGUCCAGGCUGCAGGGGCUGAAAGCUAAAGGGAUCCAGCUGAAGAUCUCCAGCGGGAUGAUCGACUCCACUGAGCUCGGGAUCCUCGCCAAACACUAUGCUGAAGUCCACUAUGUGAACACGACAGCACUGACCAAAGGCAACCUCCACUCGUCCUUCUGGGUGGUCGACAGGAGACAUUUCUACAUCGGCAGCGCCAGCAUGGACUGGAGAUCCCUGGCCACAAGGAAGGAGCUGGGUGUGUUGGUGUACGACUGCAGCUGCCUAGCUCUGGACCUCCACAGAGUGUUCAGCCUCUACUGGGGGCUCCAGUAUAAAGACUUCAUCCCCUCCUUCUGGUCCAAGCGCCUCUUUGCCCUCUUCAACAGGGACGAACCACUGGAACUCACUCUCAACAGCACAAAGGCUCAGGCUUACGUCUCUAGCUCACCAGAUGUUUUCAUCCCCAAAGAUCGUAGCAGUGAUCUUGACGCCAUUUCCAGAGUCAUCCAGGAGGCUCGCCAUUUCAUAUAUAUAUCCAUCAUCGAUUACCUGCCCCUCCUCGGCCGCAGUGCUCAAAGGUACUGGUCUCGUAUUGACGGCCUUAUCCGGGAGGCUUUGAUCCUGAGGAAGGUCCGGGUCCGUCUGCUGAUAAGCUGCUGGGAAAAGACUCAUCCACUUACUUUCAACUUCAUCUGGUCCCUGAAGAGUUUGUGCAUGGAGCAGGCCAACUGCUCACUGGAAGCUAAGUUCUUCAACCCCAGAGUGCAGAGGGAUGGCAGUCUCCAGGGAGUAAACCACAACAGGUUUAUGGUGACAGACAGAGCCAUUUAUUUAGGUAACCUUGACUGGGUGGGGAAUGAGUUCAUCUUUAACGCAGGAGCAGGCCUGGUGAUCAGUCAGCCGGAGGGCAUCGAGGAGAGGAACUCUACAGUGGUGGAGCAGCUACGGGCUGCUUUCGAGAGGGACUGGUUUUCACGUUACACCCGCUCACUGCAGGCCAACAAGAUCCCUGUCUGCAACAAGCACCAGAUCAACAGGCUGGUGCCAGGCAAAACCAGCCACUUAGACAAUGGACCAGUGCCUAUCAGAACAGGCCAGCAUGAUAACGGGCCUGCACCGAUCAGAGGCAGUCACAAAGAUGAUGCACAUGUGGCAGUUAAAACAAGGCACUAUGACGAGAGACUGAGCAAAAUGAGUCGCCAAGGCAAGGCCAGUGGACUGGUGCCAGUUAUAGACAGUUACCAAGAGAGGGGACGAGUCAAAAUGAGUCAACUUGACAACAGACAGGUACAAGUCAAAGGUACUCACCGUGACAAUCCAAUGGAACCACCCACUCAGUCAGCUGAGAGCAGCGGUAGCAGAGAGAUCUUCAAUGGAUCCCUGUGACUACAAGUGUGAUGGGUUCCUUUUCGCUGAAUGAUGUUUGGAGAAUCGCUCUUUUCCAGGAACAGUGGAUUUAACACACUGGGUCUUUGUAGCAUUUUAUUGUUACCAUUUUGAAGAAAAAAACUUUAAAGAUAUAAGUAACAUCUGGUUUGCAGGACUUGAUAAUGUUCACAGAAGAACUCAGGAAGGAAAGUAAAUGCUCCGCUGCAGUCUGGAACAUUUGAUGGAUAUUUUUUAAAGAAUGAAACCAAAACAUUUUGGUUCAUAAGACAAACUGUAAUAAUAACUUACAGCCUUGCUCCUUAUUUAAUCUUUUUUGUCUCCUUGUUGAGAUCUCUCAAGCAAAGGAAACAGAUGAAAUCUUACUGACUGCCUAAUUAUUGUUGUCACUUUAGCUGUUUGUGGCAGUCAUAACGUAUCACCCUUUAAAAGGGGAAUGACGCCUGCAUACCUCUGCAGAGAUGGGAGGCAGUGCAGCACGUGUAGCUACACUAGCUACAUUUAGCAUUAAAGAUACACUCCAAAGUAGUGGGGGAUUUACUACACAGCUUUAUAUGCUAUGUGUACUCAGAUUGGUAGUGGACACUUGGCCUCAUGUAAAUAGUUUGUGCAUCUCCAGCAGUAUUCUGAAGUAAGUUACUGUGCAUUCAAACAGUUACUUAAAACUGUAAAGUUAUUUAUUACAGUCAAUUGGUAUCUUCAUCCCAAACCAAAUCAACAUGAUACCACUAGUUUAAUAAACUACAUUGGAUCAAAUGGCAUUAAUAGAAAUAGACAAGCUGAUGUGUACGUAUUAAUAACCCAAUUACCAGAAUAAAUGUUGACAUUGUAUGUAGGUUUCUGCAAACCACACGUGUUGUACAUUACAAUGUAGUGGAUACUUCGAAACUCUAUGAUUCAACAUCAUUGUGGUUAAUGUGUAGUAGAGUUUAGGCACAAAAGCUUUCCACUUGAAUAUGGAACGGAAAAGAUCAUGUUUUCACUUAAAAUUCACAUUUUCAGUAGCACAAUCCCAGAAGGUAAUACAGCAAUGUCUAUUAAAAACAAUCACUUUUUGUGGCACUAUCUCCACUGGAAAAACAGUGUCAGGUCAUUAGAAAAGACCCAAAUUUGGUGACUUAAAAAACUGCAGGAAAUAGCUUUCUGUGGCAUUAUCCCUAGUUAGUGAAAAACAAUGAUAGGGUGCUAAACAAACCACCAACUUUUGGUGGUUAGAAAGCCACCGGAAAGACAGCUUUGACUCACUAAAACACAAGCAGGUUUUUUUGUUUGUUGAUCUCGAACAGUGGUCUGCAGUGUUCUGCAGCUUGGCAGGCGUCUCGUCUAGGUCCACCUGCUGCUGACAAAGUGAGCUCAUAUAUUAAUAAUGAUAUAUAAUAAUAAUGAUUUAUUUGUAUAGCACUUGGUUAGAAAGGUUACAAAGUGCUUCACAAAGUGCAUAGAAAUAGGACAACAAAACAAUGUAUAAAGCACAAAAGUUACAAAUCACAAAAGUACAAAUCAGGCAUUAAAAGGGAAAGCUUUCCUAUAAAAAUAUGUUUUAACAGUUAAUGUGCUAGCCAGCCUGAUCUCCUCAGGCAGAGAAUUCAAGAGCCUUGAUGAAAGCCUUGGCGAAAGCCCGGUCACCUUUAGUUACCAGCCUUGAUCUAGGGAUGACUAGUGAGGGUAGGCUUGAGGAUCUCAGGUCAUGACUUGGAGCAUAGGUAAUCAGAAGCUCAGUUAAAUAACUCAGCGCUAAACCAUGUUUUAAAAGUUAUUAAAAGAAUCUUAAAAUCAAUUCAGAAGUGAACUGGCAGCGGAGGGAGGCAAGAAUUGGGCUGAUAUGUGACCUACUAUUUUUUCCAGUCGAGAAAAAAUCGCAGAGCUACUGAAGAUUUACUGAGGCAUGUAAACACUUUACAUAAAGUAUUACAUCACUUUAUAAACAUUGAUAUGAUACAUAUGAAACAUAAAAAUGUAAUGUAUUUGUGGUUUUCAGAAAUGCCAGCAUUUUCCUCUGGUGACUGGGCUGAAUUAAUACAAAUCCCUCGAGACAGUUUUUAAAUGUUUGUGCUGAGGAGUCAAAUUCGCAAUUUUAUUUCUACUCACAAGAACACACUGAGUACUAGAAACAACCCCAUGACUCAUUCUGAGGGCUGACCAGGUGAGGAGCUUGGGCUCAAAAGGGAAUAAUCAAAUCAUGUCCGCCAUGUUUUAAUCUCAAUACCAGGAGCACUAAACACUGCACAGAGAGCAGUUACAUAAUCCAGGAUGUGAUGCAUCACAUACCUCUCCACAGCAGGAUGGCCUUUAUCAAAAUGGAGGUUGUAAUUGAAUUAGAUGAUGCACCUAUUCUACUGUGUUUAUUACAUAACACCAAAUGCAUUAUGGCGUGGAGGUUUCAAUCAGGCGCCACCGCUGAAAAACGACAGCCUUCAUUAGUUUAAGUGGAAGACAGGUAUUUUUUCCCAGAGGAAGAGUGGUUAUCGAUCUGACCACCGCCUUAUAGAUAAUCAUUCCAGUUCCCGUAUAGAAAUCCUAUAGGAACAGAGGAGGAAUUGAAUGGAUAUCUAUAGCAUUCAAUGUUGUGACUUAUUGAACAAAUACUAAAGGAGCAGUUAGCCAAAGGGGCCAGAGGGUCUCUGCUGUCAGCCAAAUCAAUACAAUGAAUUUUUAACAGAGCUCGACAGUUGCAGUUGCUGCAGUUUAACCUCAAGGACAUUGUUGAUUGUAAUGUCAUGCC
Molecule: messenger RNA, 4899 nt
Organism: Epinephelus lanceolatus (giant grouper)
Lineage: Eukaryota; Metazoa; Chordata; Actinopteri; Perciformes; Serranidae
Product: inactive phospholipase D5-like
Molecular function (GO): catalytic activity
Source: RefSeq, a predicted model, not a curated record